Molecule: messenger RNA, 3989 nt
Organism: Neurospora tetraspora
Lineage: Eukaryota; Fungi; Ascomycota; Sordariomycetes; Sordariales; Sordariaceae
Exons: 1
Coding region: 356-3865 (1169 amino acids)
Source: RefSeq, a predicted model, not a curated record
CAGAGGGACAGCACAGCUCCCGCUACAGCUUCGUGUCUGGGCCUGCCCGAAAUGUCAAACUAAAAAGUUGAUAUCCACUAUUCCCCCUCACGAAUGCGAACACUCUCUAGAAACCAAGCUGUUCUCUGGUCUCGCCAUGUUCUUCUCAACACCAAUUCCCGUCUCUCUGUCAUGAUAUCUCUUUAAUUGCUAUACACAACAUUUCCACAUCAACAAGCACGUCCCCCCUCCGAUGGAUCUCACCAGGCUGGGAUCCCCCAACCAUCGCCCCCUCCGCCGCCCGUGAACGCGAGUCAAGCUCCCCGUCGAGUCUCCUCCUCCUCCUCCGCUCCGAGUCCACUCCCACUCUCUCCAUAUGACUCCACAAACUUCCCACUGCUGCCGCCUGCUCCAGCUGAGUCGAACUCGGCGAAUCCCGUCCAUCCCCCGAAGCCCACUCCCGACCGGCCCUCCGUGUUUGAUCGGCGACGCCGCCGAGUUCCCACAUCUCGCCAGUUUUGUCCAGACCACACGGAGGACGGUGGGGAGCGUGCCCGGUCCGCUCGAGGCCCGCCGCCGGCUGGGGAAACGGAACCUCGGAGACCUCAACGCCUUACAAUGUCCGCCCACUCCACCACCAUGGGCCUUCCCUUACCCAGUUGACCUGAGUCAGUGGAAAUGGGAGCCGCCAUCUUCAGCUUCGGCCCAACAUGUCGCCUUCGACAACGCCGACCUUUUCGUAACCGGUUGGACGGCGCACCAAGACUUGCGACAGUCAAAAAACGAACCGAUAACACCACAGUUCCUAGAACAAUGCGCGAUAGAGGAGGGAAUAGAAAGCUUCGAGGAUACACAGCACUCGGCUCAGGAUAAUAUCCCAUUCGAUGAACCAUGGUCAGCGCAAGAGGAAGCAGAAAGUUUCGAGGAUACACAGUACUCGACACAAAACGAUAGACCAUUUGAAGGCUGGCCUUCACAAGAAAGCGUGGAAGUUGCAAACUCUGAGAACAGCAGUCACUCGACAACCGCAUCCGACAUCUUUGACGAAACCGGUAAUUUCACUUGGGACCCGAAAGCGCAAGAUACGUUGGAGCACUCCGAUUAUCAAAUAAUUACACCAGAAUGGUUGGCAGAAGAUGAGCCGGAAUGGUCGGCAGAAGACGAACUAGAAGGCCAAGAGGACACACAGCACUCGGCCCGGCAGGAUAUCCCAUUGGAAGAAGGGUCCGUACAUGGAGCAGUCGACAGUUCAUGGACGGUGGACCUAGGGACUGCGACUUCGACGAACACCAACCAUUCGACAACUGCACCCGACGUCUUUGACGAUUCAGGCUUUUUUACCUCAGUUCCAGAAUCAGAAAUAGACCCAAAGAAUAAAAAGCCCAAAGAUCAGUGGAUAAGCCCAGAGGCCUUUAUGGAACAAUGGUCAACGUUAGAACCACCGGAGGAAGCAGAGCCUACAAGACCAGAGGAUACCGAUCCCUCGGCGGUUCAACUACCAGCAUGGUUUCAAGAUCCGGAGAAGAUAGACAUAAGGUCCCUGACAAGAGGAGGUGACCUCCAGUCAUUUUCGGAAGCGCUGGGACAAACGAUGCCAGAGGAAUUAGAAAACAUGGAGAGGGACAUUGAGCUGGAAACCUUGGGCCCAGAGGCCGUUCCGGAAGAAGAGGCAGAAGAGGAAAUAUUGGAGGAGGAACCACAAUACCCGUCAGCACAGUAUCUAAGUCUUCGACAAGACGUAGAGCGUCUACAUGCGGCAUUUACAGAACCCCUAGCGAUCUUUGCGGAAAUGUUCAGUGGAAUAUGCGCCAACCUCAAGCAACAUAUCGCUCUUGGCGAGAUAUCAGCCAUAGAACUCAGGGCUAUCUCGCAUGAGCUGAUCCGAACCAUACAAGAGAGAUGGGGCGAAGACGAGGAGAUGAUGCAGACCCAUUACGCGGCACUGUACAACAUGACGCAGGCACAGUUGGCCGUGUUCAUUAAAGCCAUUAUUGACGGCGUCAGGAGUUCCGAAACUCUCACCGCAGACGCCGUUGAACCUGCCUUCUGGCGUCAGUUUUUCGAGUGGAUGUCCAAACUCGAAGUCGGCAACGAGCUGUAUUUCCUGUUCUACUGGGGAAUGCGCACCGUAUCCCAACCCGGUAUCAAGAAGGGUAUGGAAGGCAUUUUAACAGUCCUCGAACGGAUCCUCACAGGAUGGGCUGCUCAGCCGCCAGGAACCACAGAUCUUGGGGAAGGCCCUGACGGGGGUCAACUGAGUGAGGCUGAUAAAGCCACGCCGAACGUUGACGAAAAGGAUAUCGACGAGAGCGAUUUCGACAAUAAUGAUUUGGACCAAGUCAAAUUUCACGAAGAUGUCACGGAGGAAGUCGAUAUUGACCAAAAUCAAGAUUUAUACCUGGAAUGGCCUCCACCAGAUCCCAAGUCAAUCAGCUGCGUCGACUCCGUACUGUUUGCGCUUAACAUACGUUCCAGAGGGGAGAACCCUCAGAGAAACAGUUUACAUGUUCGAUGGGUCUCUGCGGCCUUGGAAGCCGUCUCCCCACAUAAGCACAGUAUCCUUUUUGAUGCAGCCACCGAACUCGUCUUGCAACUCGGUUCCAGUCCAGAGGGGAUGGGGAGUCCGGUAGUACACAACUGGCUCUCUGUGCUUGCCCAGAUGGACGGGGUCAACACGCAAUUACUUUGCGAUGCUCUUGACGCCUUUAAGACGGUACCUGAAACCAUCGAGCACUUGGGCAACUUUCAUAUGUGCUCGCUGAUGCUCUUUCACUGGGCCAGUCGAGAUCGCCUAAGGAGACGAUUUCUUACGGCCAGAAUAUACAGACACAAGCAUGAGGCAUACCAAGUUGGUCUCGACAAUAGCCAACUCGCGUGCCUUGCCAUGGCCAUAUAUGAGUCCGAACCAGCGACAAAUCAUACCCUUCUGUUCACCAGCAUGUUUCAUAUUCUCCGAUCGUUCAACCGGGUUCAUCACCUCCCCAGGGCCCUCAAGAAGUUCGCACGAAGAGGCUUUAUUAACCGCACUCUUCUCGAAGAUCUUGCCUAUCUUUGUGACGACCACAAGGUGGCUCUCAAGAUGCGCCGCAUUUGGGAAGCUUAUGCCUGGAAAAAGAAAGCGAUAGGUCCCGUGUUCAGGGAAAAAUUGGAAAAAAGGAUGAAUUCCAAAUUGCCGCCCAAGAUGGAUGACGGCGACAAGCAGAAACCGUUCAGCACUCACGUAUACCUAAAGUAUGCCAAGGCCAUCAUUGCCGACCCCAGCAUCAGAAUAUCCACCAUCUGGAAAGUCCUCGACAUUCCCCGGUUCCAAGAGGCAUUCGACCCCGGUAGAGUCUCCUUGGAGGACCAAAAAAAGCGGCUGAGCCUCCAUGGAAACCUGGGUGACAAGCGCGCCACAGUCGUUGCGCAGAUCGCGCCCCUGUUCGCAAACGUAGAGCACCUCUCCGACAGACAGAAAUACCGGUUGAUGCAGCAGUCCAUCAGCUAUCUGGAGGAGGUUGAGGCCAUCAAGGCCGCCCGCGGCAUGGGCGGUCUCACUGACCAGGACAUUCAGUCCACCGUCCAGCACACGCUUGACUCCAACAGCGACAGAUACAGCGAGUCCAACGACCCUAUCCACCAGCCCAAUCCAUGGAACCAAGGGCUAAGUGCGGACGUCCUCAUGGCUCUCUACAAGGUCGUAACGAAGGACUUGGUCAUGGGCAGACCGGGUAGGGAGACGAGGCUCAGGUAUUUCAUUCAGUGUAUGGAGAGGCAUUAUGGGCCGGAGGUGGCGAGAGCGACGAGGCAGAAGUUGGUGGACUGGAGGACCAAGCUUUAUGAGCAGGAUAAGCCGAAUUCUUAUCAGGUUAGGAGGAGGAGGGAGUUGAAGCAGGUGUCGUAUUAGGUGGAGAGCGGCGUAUAUACCCGGAGCAAGCAUGCGUGCACAUCUCGUUUACUUCUUCUUCUGGACAUGACUCAAUCUCAAUACGUUUAACUUCGAAAAAUAUUUGUUUACAUCCUGGUUCUAU